AAUGAGAUUGCGUGACAGCAUGAGUGACUACAUUCCUUAUUAGAGAAGAUGGUCGGUGGUGGAAAGAAACAUUGACCGAGACCAGUUUGAGAGAUCGAAACCCAUUCUUGUGUUGUGUGUGUGAUUUCCCCAAUUCAAUUCCAAUCAACUGUUGCGGUGACCGGGAUCAGAUGACGUCAGGUACGGCUAUGGCUGCUACUGUCUCUCACAUUCACCCUCAGCUCUCUUGCUCCACCACCCUUCGCUCUCACCGCACCCGCACCCUCCAACUGCUCCGGCGAUCCCACCUUCCAUCUCCUUCCGUUCGCUCCAAGUUAUCAAUUGUUAUGAGUCUGGAGAGGCAUGGCACAGAUACUUCCGAUUCUGAUACCAAAACUACACUAAGUUAUGCAGCUGAUGCAAAAGAAAACCAUGAUGCUGAAAAGAUAAGCUCUGAAGAGGCAGCAAUGGAAGGCAUCAGUCAACAGAAAGGCACUGCUAAAAUUCACGAUUUUUGUUUAGGCAUUCCCUUUGGUGGAUUUAUUCUAACUGCAGGGAUUAUUGGAUUCCUUUUUUCACGGAGCACCGCAACACUCACCAGUGGUGUGCUCUUUGGCGGUGCUUUACUAUUCCUCAGCACCCUCAGCUUGAAGGUCUGGAGGAAAGGAAAAUCAAGUUUACCAUUUAUUCUAGCACAAGCAGCAUUGGCAGGAAUCCUUAUGUGGAAGAACUUUCAGAGCUACUCAUUGGCAAAGAAAAUAUUUCCAACUGGCUUCAGUGCUAUUUUAAGUUCUGCAAUGCUCUGUUUUUAUUUGUAUGUGCUUAUCUCUGGAGGAAACCCACCACCUAAGAAAUUGAAGCCAUCUGCCAGCGUCGCAUGAUGAGAUAAUGAAGGUUUUGUUACCCUAUGUGAUGUGGGACAUAUGGUUGUUUUGCUGCAAAUUGAAGUAAGAUUGUAAGCUAGUUUGAUUAAGUCACUUGUGAAAGUAGAUCAGCAAAGAGGUGCCGAUUCGAUUAUUGCUUUGAAUUCCAAGGCACUUAUUGGAUUCUAUAUCAAAAAAUGAAAUUUGAUGAACUAAAAACCCAUCUGCAAUUUAUACUCAACAUAGAUACUAAGUUACAUAUGCAUCUAGCAUGAAAUUUGGACCUGAGAUAGGAAAUGGAUUAAACAGCGAGGGAAAAUUCAGUCAACAUACAACCCAUUUAUAUGAUUCUCUUGUCUCAUAUAUGGUAUAACAUUCUUAAUGAAUGCUUGAAAAUUGAAACAUGACUAGGUCAUGUCAGUGAGGAUUUGAUUCCCAUUGGUCA
Arachis duranensis is the source of this 1287-nucleotide messenger RNA. RefSeq names its product protein FATTY ACID EXPORT 1, chloroplastic. The record is from RefSeq and is a predicted model, not a curated record. The coding region runs from base 171 to 860 and encodes 229 amino acids. The transcript has 6 exons. Lineage: Eukaryota; Viridiplantae; Streptophyta; Magnoliopsida; Fabales; Fabaceae. Gene Ontology annotation, cellular component: membrane.